Molecule: messenger RNA, 3817 nt
Organism: Syngnathus acus (greater pipefish)
Lineage: Eukaryota; Metazoa; Chordata; Actinopteri; Syngnathiformes; Syngnathidae
Product: claudin-20
Exons: 3
Coding region: 377-1102 (241 amino acids)
Biological process (GO): bicellular tight junction assembly; cell adhesion
Cellular component (GO): bicellular tight junction; plasma membrane
Molecular function (GO): structural molecule activity
Source: RefSeq, a predicted model, not a curated record
GAGAAGAGAGAGAGAGAGCGAGAGAGCCGGAGCACCGCGUCUCUCUCUCCCUAGCAGGCUUCUGUCCAGCCUGUGUGGUCCGUCGGGGCUGGGGUGUGCUCUCCUCCGCUGUUGCUAAGGAGAUGGACGUCGCGAACGGAGCUGAGGUCCGGGCUGAGCUGUCCACAUCGCCUCCUCCUAGUCGUUCAGCGCGCAACGCGUGUAUGUGUGUUUACCGGAAUCAUCGCCAACAACGUGACGCGCCAGUGGCAGCUCUGCAGCAGCAGCCAGGACCAGCGGAGCUGCAGCCCAGGAGCUGAAGAAGCAAAGGUUUGACCGGCAGCCGCUUGACGAAUGCUACCUGGCCGAGACGUCGGCUUAGGCUCGACAACGGAGCAUGGCGUCCACAGGCAUGCAGAUAUUUGGAUUUGUGCUGGCGCUUUUGGGCAUCAUGGGCGCCAUGGUGGCCACAUUGCUGCCCAACUGGAAGGUGAGCGCCGACGUGGGCUCCAACAUCAUCACGGCCAUCUCCCAGAUGCAGGGACUGUGGAUGGACUGCACAUGGUACAGCACGGGAAUGUUCAGCUGCACGCUCAAGUAUUCCGUGCUUUCGCUUCCGGCGUACUUGCAGACUGCGCGCACCACCAUGGUGCUGUGCUGCGUACUGGCGGCCAUGGGGCUCUGCCUGGCUUCCCUGGGACUCAAGUGUACGCGGUGGGGAGGGGGGCGGCGUUCCAAGCGGCACGCGGCCAUCGCCAGCGGCGGCUGCUUUGUCGCCGCCGGCUUUCUGUGCCUGGUGCCCGCUUCCUGGUUUACCAAUGAGGUCAUCACCAACUUCCUGGACUCCACCGUGCCCGAGAGCAAUAAGUUUGAGCCCGGGGGCGCCGUGUACGUGGCCUUCGUUUCCGCCGGGUUCCUCCUAAUGGGGGGCUCCAUCUUCUGCGUGUCCUGCUCGGGGAAAAGGCACGGACCCCAGGACUUGGUCCUGCUCCCCCCGCCUGACAAAUUGCUACUGCAGCAGCAGCAGCAACAGCUGCUCCAACAACAGGAGCUCCAGCAUCAGUAUUGCUCUCUCUCCCCGCUGGACAAUAAGACUGGCUACAGCCUGCAGGACUAUGUGUAGCACAAGCAGUGGUUUUAAUCUCCCAGCAGCACCUUGGAGCAAACACACCGAAGGCGUCAGGAAGCACGGAUGAGGUGCCGCACAAUCCGAGGGGGGGCCGCGAACCAAAUGCAAGCUCAUCGGUAAAUGACUGGGAGCGUUCCCUGGGGAGCGGAUUAAGCAAAUAGGAAGGAUGCCGACGCCCUCCCCGCCAAAGGUUUGAAUCAAAAGAAAAAAAAAAAAAAGCAAUCACUUAGCUGCUAUUUACAAUCUUUUGGAGCGCUUUCAAUUGAAAACAAAUACAGUAGCUGGACGUCCUUUCAUAGAUAGGCCCUAUUUUUGUUUGCUGUUCCAGUAACUUUGAUGUCUUGCCGCUAAGCAUGCCCUGUGGAGCCUGUCCUGUGUUUUAAAACAGCGGGAUGGAUGGGUAGAAGUCCGUGAUAUAGCCACACAAUAUGCCUGUGCCUGAAAAAGCUGUCGAGACAUUAGAGGAGGAGGAGACGUGGGCUGCUGGGCAGGUUUUGAGUAAAUGCAGACAAACAGAUGCUUGCUCUCCUCCUCUCGGCAGGUGGAAAUGUGAGAGAGACGGAGAGGGGCGAAAGGCAAAAAAAAGAUGGAAUCUUUGAGCAAACCAUGUGGGAGUGAGCUGUUAUCAUAUCGCCAUCCUGAAAGCACCCCGUCGCUAAGCUGCCAAUUCUGGCCAAAGUAACCAUUUCUGGCACACCGGCGCCCCAUUAGACAUGCACUACUCCCCCACAUACUUGUGUGUCCUUACAGACACAGCCAACACACACACUCAUGCUGCUUUUUGCAUGUUUUCAUCCUCCUAUCCUCCUUCACGCUACCAUGGAAACCAAAUUAUUGUCUGAGGGGCCGGUGCUUGUCAGCCAAGUGAUUUGUUUGUGGUAGGACAUCUCUUCUUUUUUUUUUUUUUGCUUCUUCCCAUUGUUCCAUAAGCUUCAAUCAGAGCCUCUGUGUACACGACUUAGUCUAAUCCCCUUUAUUAGCCAGCGAGAAGAGGCAGCGUCCAUGUUGAAUUGUUUUUUUCGAGAUGCAUUUCGUGGCUGGAGUGGUAUCGAGGCAAAUGUGAAACCUCUCGAGUCACGGUCGAACGGCUCGCUAUGAGGCUGGCAGGCAUAACAAAAGGUUGGAGUCAUUCUCCAUAUGUGACUUGUUUUCCAAACGUGUCAGCAUGGAGGCUGCACCUGCAGAAGGUCUCUGUGUCUUAAACAGAAACCACUUGACUGCUAUCGCCACACAGACAUGCAAACACGUAUCCUCUGUCCCGCUUUCGUCACACGUCACAUGGAUGCGAUAGUUGACGGCAGAACUCUUGAUGCAUGUUGAAAGCAUGAGCCAACACACACACAUACGCUUCACCUACUCAAAUGUCAGGGGCACUGUUGCGCUUUCACACUUUGCUGUCCCAGUGUGCGUGUAGAUUUUUUCUCGAGGAGGAAUGGGGAAAUGUUGGAAAUUAUAACGGAGGCAGGUUUUGGCAAUGAUGCGCAGGACCGCACAGUUUCCUCCUGCUUUCUCAUAAACACUCAGCUUUCUGUGGAGGGAGCAGAUGGCUAAGCCCAGCUCGCCACCUGCAGGCCGCUGCCGGCACACCGCGAGGCAUCACUACGGGCUUCAUCUCCAGCCCUGGCAGCACUCUGCGACCAGGUUUCUACGCCAUCUUGCCCCAGCAUCUAAAACAGAGCUGGCUUGCUGACAAUAACUCAGUGCCCUGGCACCAGAAGCAAUGCAAUAAACAAAAUAAAAAAACGCGAAGAAUGUGCCAUAUCAUUAAGUAAUACUGACGUUUUUUGCGUUUCAAGAAUGUGCCAAAUACUGUAGUCUCGAUGACAUUUUAUGACUAUCCGGAAUGGUUUAUCUUUAUUUUUCUAAUGUGUUCUUUGUAUAUGAAUUGUACAUUAGCGAAUGUUUUAUGGAUUUAUUCUGCCAGACUAAGUCUCAAGUCAACUAGAUGCUUGUGUGCAGUCCAGCGCGGCUUUUGAGGGUUAUUUGAAAUCCUCUUUAUUCCUGAUUUCCCAAAGCACAGUAAGAUUCGCUAAGCAUGAGUGUGGGUGGGGGACAUGAGUGUGGUAUUUUCUAAACCAAUGUAUUCAUUUAGGAGUGUUCAAGAGGUCGAUGGCAGCUGUACACAAGUAUCUACGUGUUUGUUUAUGCUGAGGGACUUGGAAUUCUCUCCGAUUGUUCCAAAAGAAGAUACAAUACCAUGAUCAUACCAUAUCUUCUUUAUAAGAAGAGUACGCCAAUGCACCUUUUUUGUGUUACUAUUUUGAGAGUAGUUUGUUUCCAAUGGUUGAGCAUUUCAAGCUCCCUGCACCAGUACAAACACUACGCAAGUGGCACUCUGGAAAAAAAAAAAGGGGGGGGGGGGGGAUGACGUCUGAGCGCUCCGGCGGGGAGUUACGAGCGAGAGGUUCCUCUUUUUUGUGUGUCUGUGCAGCUUGAUAUCAGCACGCAAUUGCAUUAGCUUAGAAAUGGGCCCGAGUGCAAAGUGGUCCUAUGAAUUUAAAAAGUUACAAAUGUGCAUAGAAACUGUACCGAUGCAUUGAUUUAUCUUUUUGAUAAAACUGCAGCUUAUUUUUGUGGAUGCUUUAGCACUUCUUACUUUGCCAGAGCAUAAUUGUGACGAGCAGCUCACAGGUUGUGUGAAACAGUUGUCUCAAUGUGCUUGUGCAAGUAGUUCUAUUUUGUACUAAUAAAACUAUUUUAUGAAAGCAA